CCUUCACGCCACCGGCUAUCAUUCGGCUUCCUUUACUUCCCCAAGAAACUUCAGUAGGGCCCAAUCUGCAAGACAGGGGGUGGAGAUGGGGAUGAGGCGCUUGGGAUUAUUGGAUGGGACCGAGAGACUGGAGUUUACCCUCUCUGCAGACCAAGAUUGUUGAAAACCAGAACUACGAUGAACGUCUAGAGAUUAACGACUCUGAAGAGGUUGCAAGUAUUCAUACUCCAAUCUCCAGACCUGAAGGACUUCUUGGUUCUGCCCAGCCUCCUGACAAGAUUAUGGCCGACAACAGCAGUGACGAGUAUGAGGAGGAAAAUAACAAGGAGAAGAAGAAGCCCUCGCAGCUGACCCCUCAGCAGGGCUUUAGUGAAAAUGAUGAUGAUGACGACGACGACUCCUCUGAGACAGAUUCCGAUGAAGAUGAUGAUGAUGAAGAGCACGGCGCCCCCCUGGAAGGGAUUUUCAGACGUCUCAGAGGCCAGCGUAAAGCGCUUUCCUUCUCUUCCGGCCACACUGCCUCCCUGGGUCCCAUGACGUCACUUGCGUCAUCGGAAGUAUUCGUGGGCUCCGUGGUUUCACAAGGAUUUGCUGAGGCCUAUGAUCCUGCAGAUUAUGAACAUUUGCCAGUGUCGGCUGAGAUUAAGGAACUCUUCCAGUAUAUCAGCAGGUACACCCCUCAGUUGAUCGACCUGGACCACAAACUGAAACCUUUCAUUCCUGAUUUUAUCCCUGCUGUUGGGGAUAUUGACGCAUUCCUAAAGGUCCCACGUCCUGAUGGAAAACCUGACAACCUUGGCCUGUUGGUAUUGGAUGAGCCUUCUACAAAGCAGUCAGACCCUACAGUGCUCUCUCUCUGGUUAACUGAGAAUUCCAAACAGCACAACGUCACACAACACAUGAAAGUAAAGAGCCUAGAAGAUGCAGAGAAGAAUCCCAAAGCCAUCGACACAUGGAUUGAGAGCAUCUCGGAAUUACACCGUUCUAAGCCCCCUGCGACUGUGCACUAUACCAGACCCAUGCCUGAUAUUGACAUGCUGAUGCAGGAAUGGUCCCCAGAAUUUGAAGAGCUUUUGGGCAAGGUGAGCCUGCCCACAGCAGAGAUCGACUGCAGCCUGGCAGAGUACAUUGACAUGAUCUGUGCCAUCCUGGACAUCCCUGUCUACAAGAGUCGGAUUCAGUCCCUGCACCUGCUCUUCUCCCUCUACUCAGAGUUCAAGAACUCACAGCACUUUAAAGCUCUCGCUGAAGGCAAGAAAGCAUUCACCCCUCCGUCCAACUCCGCCUCUCAAGCCGGAGAUGCAGAGACAUUAGCCUUCAACUGAGAUGCCCCCUGGGUCACUGUUCCAAGGCUGUGCUGGCUGAAGAGACACGGCCGGCAGCCACGUGGCGGCCCUGCCUGACGCAGGGACGCGUGUGCCCUACUGCCCUCUGUGCCAGAAAGUACGGCGCGCCCACCUUAAAUGCCUCUCUCAGGUUUUCUUCCCGUCGGAAUUCUGCAUCGACGCCGUGGCGGGGAUUUGAGUAGAAUAGAAGGAUUGGAAUGUCCGGGAUUCCAGGGUGCUCAGGCUGGGAGGGAAGCUUAAAAGCUGUUCUUUUUGACAUAGCGAUGGAAUUCUUUUCUUUCAUUCUUAAAGUUGGUUGGCAAAGAUUUUCCAAAUAAAAUGCUGUAUCUUU
Molecule: messenger RNA, 1677 nt
Organism: Hyaena hyaena (striped hyena)
Lineage: Eukaryota; Metazoa; Chordata; Mammalia; Carnivora; Hyaenidae
Gene: IFT46
Product: intraflagellar transport 46
Exons: 13
Coding region: 114-1325 (403 amino acids)
Biological process (GO): cilium assembly; intraciliary transport
Cellular component (GO): centrosome; intraciliary transport particle B; motile cilium
Source: RefSeq, a predicted model, not a curated record